Molecule: messenger RNA, 3033 nt
Organism: Sesamum indicum (sesame)
Lineage: Eukaryota; Viridiplantae; Streptophyta; Magnoliopsida; Lamiales; Pedaliaceae
Product: ARM repeat superfamily protein
Biological process (GO): protein import into nucleus
Cellular component (GO): cytoplasm
Source: RefSeq, a predicted model, not a curated record
AUGGAGCUCCACAUCAAGGUAGCCCAGGCCGUCCACGUCCUCAAUCACGAUACUCAAUCCUGCAACCGCGUCGCAGCUAAUCAGUGGCUCGUCCAGUUCCAGCAGACCGACGCUGCUUGGGGAGUCGCCACUUCUAUUCUUACUUCCGACCACCCUCACCUAUUCCUUUCCGAUUACGAGGUCGAGUUUUUUGCCGCCCAGAUUCUCAAGCGGAAGAUUCAAAAUGAAGGAUACAAUUUGCAUUUAGCAGCAAAGGAUGCACUCCUAAAUGCGCUUCUCGUAGCUGCUAAAAGAUUUAGUUCAGGCCCUCCUCAGCUGUUAACCCAAAUCUGUCUUGCACUCUCUAUGCUUGUACUUCAUGCUGUAGAGCAUGGAAAGCCCAUCGAGAAGUUGUUCUACAGCCUGCAGAAUUUACAGAGCCAAGAUAAUGGAAAUAAUGCUGUUUUAGAGAUGCUCACUGUCUUGCCUGAAAUUAUUGAGGAUCAAACCAGUGAUUGCCAUAUACCCUCUGCUCGGCGUUACGAGUAUGAGCAAGAGCUUCUCGCACGUACUCCUAUGGUACUUGACUUUCUAAUGCAGCAAUCUCAAGAGGGGUUUGGCAGCCAUGUUCAACCCCAUGUUAGGAGCAGAAAGAUAUUGCGCUGCUUGUUAAGCUGGGUUCGAGCUGGUUGCUUUUCGGUCAUUCCUCCAGUCUCUCUGCCAGCCCAUCCACUUUUUAACUUUGUUUUCAGUUCCUUGCAGGUUGCAGCUUCAUUUGAUGUGGCCGUUGAAGUUCUUGUUGAGCUUGUGAGUCGGUACGAGGGUCUGCCGCAGGUUUUACUAUCCCGAAUUGGAUAUUUGAAGGAAGAACUUCUUUUUCCUGCUCUUAAGAGUGGAGAUGAGAAAGUGAUAGGACGACUAGCAUGCUUGAUGUCAGAAAUUGGUCAAGCUGCACCCUUUUUGAUUGUGGAAGCAAACACUGAAGCACUUGAACUGGCUGAUGCUCUCUUGAGUUGUGUGGCAUUUCCAAGUGAAGAUUGGGAGAUUGCGGACUCAACGUUGCAGUUUUGGUGUAGCCUUGCUGGGUACAUUAUUGGGCUUGACGUGGAUUGUGCUGAAAAUAGGAAGAACUUGGAAGAAUGUUUUGUUCCUAUUUUCUCAUCAUUGAUUGAUGCUCUUUUGUUGCGUGUUCAGGUCGAUGAUUGCACAUAUAAUGACACUGGAAGAGCCCUUGAUGUGCCCAAUGGUCUUGGACAAUUUAGGAUGAAUUUGGUGGAACUUUUGGUGGACAUUUGUCAGCUUUUGGGGUCUGCUUUAUUUAUUCAGAAGAUUUUCCUUGGAAAUUGGAAAUCUGCCAGCAUUGAUAUUUAUUGGAAAGAGGUCGAAACGAAGUUGUUCAUCCUUAAUGCGGUUGCUGAAGUUGUUCUUAAAGAGGGACAUCAUUUUGAUAUCUCCAUUGUCAUGCAACUGGUGAUGAUUUUGUCCAGCAAGUCAUCUGCAGACCUCAGGGGAUUUAUGUACCUUGUAUACAAAUCACUUGCAGAAGUCAUUGGUUCCUAUGCUAAGUGGAUGUCAUCUUCUCAAACCAACAUUAUACCAUUAAUAUUAUUUUUGGGUUCUGGGAUUCGUCAACCAUUUUGUUCGAGUGCUUGUGCUUUUGCAUUCCGCAAACUCUGUGAAGAAGCUGCUACGAUGAUGCAUGAACCUUCCAAUUUGGAAAUCUUAAUUUGGAUAGGAGAGGGCUUGGAAGAGAUGAAAUUGCCCUUGGAGGAUGAGGAUGAAGUAGUUGGUGCCAUCACUCUGAUAUUUUGCUCUAUCCCUGACAAGAAGCUGAUGAGUAACUUGUUUGCUAGAUUGCUCUCUCCUUCUUAUGAAAAUAUUGGAAAAGUUAUUGAUGAAGAUCAUGGGCAUACUUUGAGGCAAAAUCCGUCAACUUAUAUGGAAUCAAUCAACUCAGCUGUGAGAGGGCUACAUAGGAUUGGUACUGUGUUCAGCUAUCUUGCAGUACAUUUAUCUACUAGUCUGGAUCCAGAUGGGUCUAUCCUUGCUUUACUUGAGCUGUUUUGGCCAAUGCUUGAGAAGCUCUUUUUGUCCGAACACAUAGAAAGCGCAAACUUGUCUGCAGCUGCUUGCAGAGCUCUUGGGCUGGCAAUUCAGGCAUCAGGUCAGAAGUUUGGGACACUAUUUCCGAAGGUUCUCGACUCUAUGUCAAUCAAUUUCAUGUCAUUCCAAAGUCAUGAAUGCUACAUGAAAACAGCUGCUGUCAUUAUCGAGGAAUUUGGCGUUAACGAGGAAUAUGGACCUCUAUUCAUGAGAACGUUUGAAAGAUUUUCUUCUUCAACAUCAGUUAUGGCUCUUACUUCGUCGUACAUCUGUGAUCAAGAGCCCGAUGUGGUUGAGGCCUACACAAAUUUCGCAUCUGCAUAUGUUCGCAGUUGCUCCAAGGAAGUAUUAGCUGCCUCUGGUUCUCUUUUUGAAGUAUCCUUGCAGAAGGCAGGAAUUUGUUCUACAGCUUUGCAUCGUGGUGCAGCUCUAUCAGCAAUGUCAUAUGUGACCUGCUUCUUGGAGGUUGGCCUUGCUUUGUUGUUGGAACCUGAGGGAUCCACAUCUGAAACAUCUGUUCAGGAUAUGGUCAUAAGAGUCAUAUCUAUCAGUGGUGAGGGCCUGGUAUCAAAUCUGGUGUAUGCUCUACUUGGCGUCUCUGCAGUGUCAAGGGUUCAUAAAUCUGCAACUAUUCUCCAACAAUUGGCUGCAAUGUGCAAUUUAAGUGAAAUAACAAAGUGGAAAGCUGUUCUCUGCUGGGAAAUUCUACAGAGAUGGCUUUACUCUGCUUUGCAGACGCUGCCUGCGGAGUACCUAAAACAGGGUGAAGCUGAAUCUUUAGUGCCAAUUUGGCUGAAGGCUCUUGUUGCUGCGGCUUCAGAUUAUCUUCAGAGCAGACAAUGUGGAGAAUUAAGUAGCCAUGGGCAUAUGCAAGGGAAAGGGGGAAGACUUCUAAAACGCUUGUUAAGGGAAUUUGCUGAUAACCAUCGUAAUAGUCCAAAUUUGACUUGA